GUCGCAGGAAGAGUUGCGUGUGUGUUCAUGCGGCGUGAGUGAGUCCAUUCACCAUACAGAGCGUUUUCAGUGCGUUGAUUCACGGACUCCGCUUCAAUGGAUACCGACUUGUAUGAUGAGUUUGGUAACUACAUCGGGCCAGAACUGGACUCAGAUGAUGAAAAUGAUGAUGACAUGGGAAGAGACGACAGGGAUGCUGAAGUGGCUGAAGAAGAUGAGGAUGAUGAAUACAUGGAGGGUCCAGAUGAGGACCGUACAGGGAUGGAAGUUGUGCUUCAUGAAGAUAAAAAAUACUACCCCACUGCGGAGGAAGUAUAUGGCCCUGAAGUAGAGACCAUUGUACAGGAAGAGGACACCCAGCCCCUUACUGAGCCGAUUAUUAAACCGGUUAAAGCAAAGAAGUUUUCUAUGAUGGAGCAGGGUCUACCAACUACAGUGUAUGCAAUGGACUUCUUAGCUGAUUUGAUGGACAACUCUGAACUCAUUCGGAACGUGACCUUAUGUGGACAUCUCCACCACGGAAAGACCUGCUUUGUAGAUUGCUUAAUUGAACAAACUCACCCAGAAAUUCGGAAGCGUUAUGAUCAGGAUCUCUGCUACACAGACAUCUUAUUUACAGAACAAGAGAGAGGGGUUGGUAUUAAGAGUACGCCUGUGACCAUCGUUCUUCCCGACACAAAGGACAAAUCUUACCUGUUCAAUAUUAUGGACACACCAGGGCAUGUGAAUUUCUCAGACGAGAUAACUGCUGGAUUUCGGAUCUCCGAUGGGGUAGUGCUCUUCAUUGAUGCAGCAGAAGGGGUGAUGCUGAACACAGAGCGCCUGAUAAAGCAUGCAGUACAGGAACGCUUGGCUGUCACAGUCUGCAUCAACAAGAUAGAUCGACUCAUUCUUGAGCUUAAGCUGCCUCCCACAGAUGCCUAUUACAAGCUGCGACACAUCGUGGAUGAGGUUAACGGCUUGCUGAGCAUGUAUUCGACAGAUGAAAAUCUUAUUCUUUCCCCCCUCCUUGGGAAUGUGUGCUUUGCCAGCUCCCAGUACAGUAUCUGUUUCACCCUCGGCUCAUUUGCCAAAAUCUAUGCAGACACAUACGGUGACAUAAAUUAUCAAGAGUUUGCAAAACGACUAUGGGGUGACAUCUACUUUAACCCAAAAACCCGCAAGUUCACCAAGAAAGCCCCAACCAGCAGCUCCCAGCGCAGUUUUGUAGAAUUUGUCCUUGAACCACUUUACAAGAUUUUGGCUCAGGUUGUAGGAGAUGUAGACACUACUCUACCACAGACCUUGGAAGAGUUGGGGAUCCAUCUAACCAAAGAGGAAUUAAAAUUGAACAUCCGGCCUUUGCUUAGACUUGUCUGUAACCGCUUCUUUGGAGAGUUCACAGGUUUUGUUGAUAUGUGUGUCCAGCAUAUCCCUUCCCCCAAGGCCGGAGCUAAAGCGAAGAUUGAACACACCUACGCUGGAGGCAUUGAUUCUGAGCUGGGAGAGGGUAUGGGUGAAUGUGACUCUGAUGGACCCUUGAUGUGUCACACCACCAAGAUGUACAGCACGGACGAUGGUGUUCAAUUCCAUGCAUUUGGACGGGUGCUUAGUGGGACAAUCCAUGCUGGACAACCAGUAAAGGUACUUGGAGAGAACUACACACUGGAAGAUGAGGAGGAUUCCCAGAUCUGCAACGUAGGAAGACUGUGGGUGUCUGUGGCAAGAUACCACGUCGAAGUAAACAGAGUUCCAGCUGGUAACUGGGUGCUGAUUGAGGGGGUGGAUCAACCGAUUGUGAAAACGGCUACCAUCACUGAACCUCGGGGAAAUGAGGAGGCGCAGAUCUUCCGGCCGUUGAAGUUUAAUACCACGUCUGUGAUUAAGAUUGCAGUGGAACCAGUUAACCCAUCAGAGUUGCCUAAAAUGUUAGAUGGGUUGAGGAAGGUCAACAAGAGCUACCCUUCUCUCACUACCAAGGUUGAAGAGUCUGGUGAACAUGUUAUUUUAGGCACAGGAGAGCUGUAUUUGGACUGCGUAAUGCACGAUCUCCGAAAGAUGUAUUCUGAAAUUGACAUUAAGGUAGCAGAUCCCGUGGUCACAUUUUGUGAGACUGUGGUGGAAACGUCUUCUCUGAAGUGCUUUGCUGAAACACCAAAUAAGAAGAAUAAAAUCACAAUGAUCGCAGAGCCCUUGGAAAAGGGUCUGGCUGAAGACAUUGAGAAUGAAGUAGUGCAGAUUUCCUGGAACAGGAAGAAGCUAGGAGAGUUCUUCCAGACUAAAUAUGACUGGGAUUUGUUGGCUGCUCGUUCUAUCUGGGCAUUUGGACCAGACACCACAGGACCAAACAUUCUUGUGGAUGACACAUUGCCCUCUGAGGUUGAUAAGGCCUUACUGGGGUCUGUGAAAGACAGCAUUGUACAGGGAUUCCAGUGGGGGACAAGGGAAGGGCCACUAUGUGAUGAACUCAUCCGGAAUGUGAAGUUUAAGAUCCUCGAUGCUGUUAUUGCACAGGAGCCUCUUCACCGAGGAGGGGGUCAGAUCAUCCCCACUGCGCGCAGGGUGGUGUACUCUGCCUUUUUGAUGGCAACUCCACGUCUCAUGGAACCAUAUUACUUCGUAGAAGUACAAGCCCCCGCAGAUUGUGUGUCUGCUGUGUACACUGUUUUAGCCAGGAGAAGAGGUCACGUCACACAAGAUGCCCCCAUACCUGGAUCUCCUCUUUACACUAUCAAAGCGUUCAUCCCAGCAAUAGACUCAUUUGGUUUUGAGACAGAUCUGCGUACACAUACACAGGGACAGGCUUUCUCUCUCUCUGUCUUUCACCACUGGCAGAUCGUGCCUGGAGAUCCACUGGAUAAGAGCAUUAUUAUACGACCCCUGGAACCACAGCCAGCUCCACACUUGGCCCGCGAGUUCAUGAUAAAGACAAGACGUAGGAAGGGCCUGAGUGAGGAUGUAAGUAUCAGUAAGUUUUUCGACGAUCCUAUGUUGCUGGAAUUGGCUAAGCAGGAUGUGGUGCUAAACUACCCUAUGUGAGGGAAAUGAAUGGGAACCAUCAAAACAUCAGCAUAUUCUGGUCUUCAGUCUAUCAGAUGUCAUGCACCAUUCUACACUGGGUCACAACAGAAGUCUGGGUUAGUUGCCCCCUAGUCCUGACCUGGCUGAUAUCAUAAGACUAUUUUUUUUCCUGCUGAAGACCUGCUUAUGUGUAGAAACAUUGUGUUCCACUCAGUCAGAGGUACAAGAAGGUCCAGUGUUCUUAUUGCUUUUCUUACGGAACAGAAACGAAACUCUUAACCAUUAAAAGGUUAACAUGAUGAUGUGUACAUAUUGUUUAUUUUUACAUUUUAAAAUAAACUUUACAAUUACUUCCUG
Pelobates fuscus (common spadefoot toad) is the source of this 3357-nucleotide messenger RNA. RefSeq names its product elongation factor Tu GTP binding domain containing 2 (gene EFTUD2). Bases 97 to 3018 code for a protein of 973 amino acids. Gene Ontology annotation, molecular function: U5 snRNA binding; GTPase activity; GTP binding. The transcript is spliced from 28 exons. Gene Ontology annotation, cellular component: U4/U6 x U5 tri-snRNP complex; cytosol; U2-type catalytic step 2 spliceosome. Lineage: Eukaryota; Metazoa; Chordata; Amphibia; Anura; Pelobatidae. Gene Ontology annotation, biological process: mRNA splicing, via spliceosome. The record is from RefSeq and is a predicted model, not a curated record.